This is a messenger RNA of Vanrija pseudolonga, 2271 nucleotides long. RefSeq lists its product as uncharacterized. NCBI's taxonomy places the organism in Eukaryota, Fungi, Basidiomycota, Tremellomycetes, Trichosporonales, Trichosporonaceae. The transcript is spliced from 3 exons. The coding region runs from base 1 to 2271 and encodes 756 amino acids. The record is from RefSeq and is a predicted model, not a curated record.
AUGGCCAACGCAAGCUCCAAGGAAGCGGCGCUUCAGCGUACUACGCCCGACGAGAACUCGGCGCGCUCGACGCGCUCGACGCGCAUGCCGCGCUCGUCGCGCUACUCGACCCCCAACCCGGCCAACGGCAGCACCAGUGUCGUCGCUGCUGCUCCCACGCCUCCAAUCACCCCCCUUAACCAGUUGCUCGCCGGCAGCAUGGCUUCUGGUCGCGCGUCCCGCCGCUCGAGUGUCGCCCCCGCUCCUGGUGGCAGCACUGCCCCGCCCACCCGCGUCCCCACCAACACGUCGUCGUCGGGCGGUACCAAUGUUCCGCCGACACCACUCAACGCUGCCAGCAGUGUUCGCAAGUCUCUCGCGGGUCCGCCCCCUCCGCCUAUCACGCGCCGCGUCAGGCAGGCCGCCACACCCCAGGUCGAGCCCGAGGCCGACCCCAAGUCCACGCCCGCGCCGUCCUACUCGUCCGAGUUCCAGCGCCUCCGCACCGCCAAGCUCGCGUUCGAGAACGACGCCAGCGUCCGUGGCCGCGGCCCUGGCAAUGGCGGCUACACCUCCAAGAGCAACUCGCCUGGUGCGCCGCCCAACUUUGCUGCCAUGUUCGCUCAGACUGCCGCGAGUGACGCUGGUGCCUCGAACGCCGCUUCCUCGUCUCGCCGCGUCAUCGGAUCGCCUGCACCCAGCUCUCUGAUCGAGCUCGACAGUGAGGACGAGGAUGAGGCGGAGGAGUAUCAGGAUUGGGAUGAGGAUGAGGAGGAGUCCGUCGUUGUCGUCGAGGACGAGGACGAGGAGGAGGGGGAGACCAAGGACAAGGAAGACGACGACAAUGAGGGCGGCAGCGACCACGUCGAUAUCGAGGGCAAGAUUAAGAACAAGAGCAAGGGAAAGGGCAAGCCCCCCGGUUACCGCACCAACAAGGACCGCGUCCACAACGGCAGGCCUGACGAGGAGGAGGCGAAGGAGCUUUUCAACGAGCUCAAGAGCGCCAAGAGCGUCGGUAAGCUGACAGAGUAUGUCAACAACCACCCCUUCUAUCGUUUCGAUCCCCACAAGGUCUUCGACCUCAUCUUCCCCCACCCCUACCUGAAGAACCUUGUCGAGGGCGACUUCCCCUUCCACCGCAACGGCAUCAACUUCAAGUGGGGCCAGAACUUUGCGCGUCUCCGCCAGUUCGCCACAUACGUGCUCAAGCCCAGCAAGCCGGAGCGCCUCUACACCAUCACCUCGCGCCUGCGCAAGGCCGUCGCCAUGCUCGGGCCCGAGAGGCCCGCGGACCACAAGGUCAGCUGCAAGAACUGCGAGAGCCGCAAGAUCAAGAUCAGCUGCAUCGAUGUCGGCCCCGGCGCUUGCUUCGACUGCGGCACGCGUGGCAACGGCCGCGUGACCGCGUGCCAGCACUACAUUGACGACAAGGCUGGCAUCGCCGAGGCUGUGGCCGCUGGUAACGGCGGCGCUGUAGCCCAGCCUGCCAAGCAUGAGAGUGCUUCCCAAGGUGCUUCGGCCGGUGACGCCGUGCCCGGGUCAGCCACUGACACGGCUGCCCUCAAGUCUGUCGACGAGGGCAACGACGCCAGCGCCGUCCUCUCUUUCCUCCACCUCCACAUGAUCACCGAGGAGAAGGACGCGAAGCGCAAGACUCAAGCCAAGUUUCUUCUCGAGCGCCUUCCCUCGCCCGAGGAAGCGGCUGCCGGUGUUCCAGUUCGCAAGGGCAAGGCGCGCAUGCUCUUUGACCACUUCCUCCUCCGCCACCUGGUCAACGACGAGAAGGAUGAGGAGCGCAAGGAGUAUGCCGCGCUUCUGUUUCAGUGGCUUCUUGAACUGCCGGACGGUACCAAGCACACCACCGACGAGCCCGACGCUGCCUCCCAGUCCGAGGCCGUUGUCGACAAGGAGAAGAAGGGAAAGGAGAAGGAGAACACCCAGGUCCCCGUGAGCAGAGUGUACAAGGGCAAGGAGAAGCAGGUCGCCCAAGUCCCCGUGGGCAGAGUGAACAAGGCCAAGGACAAGCAGCCCGCAGGGGCUGCCUGGGGCCGAGAGAAUUCAGCCCCGGGCCCGAGCAGGCACGCCUUCCAAGUCCCACCCGUGAGGGAGAGCAAGCGCAAGCGCACCGACUUUGACGACGACUUCCACCACUACCUCGACAGCGACGAGGACGAGGCCAACGACAACGGCGACCACGACGGCAUGGACGACAGCGACAGCGACUACGAGCAGCACCCAUACGGCAUCCGCAUGGAUAAGAAGGCGCGCGGCAACCCUCGCCGCCGCAAGUAG